UAUUACAGUAAUUGUUUUACAUUUAGGAUAAUAAUAAAGAAACACAUUGAAAGUUACUAAUACAUAAUCAAAAUGCCAAAGAAAAGUGCAAAAAAAGGAAAAGGGAAAAUGGCGAAAAUGACAGAGGAAGAACGUAUUUUAUUUAUGGAACAAAAACUGCUUGCGGAAGAAGAAAUGAGGCAGAAAAAACAAGAGAUUCUGACACAAUUUCUGAAAGAUAAACUUGCUAAAGAAGAAAGAUGCUCUAAGUUUAAUUUCACGAAACUUCAAAAUCAGUGGAGGGUUAUAAUGAGAGAAGGUAAAUCGAAUGAGUUAAAAAAAGAUAUUGAAAUUCUAAGUCAAACAUUUGAACGAAUAAUUGAUCGAAAAGAUGCAAUUUUAAAAUCCUUGGUAAAAGAUUUGGAAGAGGCUGAAGAGCAAUACCAAACUGCUAUUAAGAGUCACUUGCAAAACUUAAGAAAAUUACUUGAUUUUCAGAAUGAAAGACUUGAAAAAGCUGAUUACGAAUACGAUGAGGAACUGGAAGCACUAAAAAUGGAAUUUGAUACAGAAAGAUCUCAUAUUAUCACCCAACACAAAAACAAGAUGGAUGAAAUUAUGGAUAUUAUGUUUGCAAUGGAACACGAAUUUGAAGAAGCAGAGUCAGAAGCACGCCAAGAGUUCCACAGUCUACGUGAUGAGCUCAAAAAUAAGAAUUUGGAAGAUAAACAUGCAUUGCGAAUACAAUUGGAAGGUCAAGUUGAAGAUUUAUGGAAUCAGUUUCAAGCUGCGUUAAAGAACUACAAUGAAACAACUGAAGAAAGAAAAAUUGCAUUUGAAACAUUAAAAACAAAAGAUGAGAAAAGUGCAGAAGAAAUUGAAAUGCAGAUGCGUAAACUUCAACGAAUACAGGAUAAAAUAACACAAGUCAAAUCUAAAAUGGUUUCCAAUGCUAAAGAAUAUGAAGAACGAAAUCGAAUCAUUAAAGAGGAGCGUGAAGCCAUAGCUGUGCAUUUUCGUACUUUGAAAGAUGAAAUGAACAAAUUUCGUGAACAGGACAGAGCAAGAUUAACCACUCUUACGCUACAAAGUAAUGCAGCAAUCAAGGAACUGAAGAGAAAGAAAGAAAAGGGUGAAAAAAUAUUAAAACUUUCAGAAAUGUGUCGACGUCUUGAAACUGAAGAAGAAAAGGUGCUGCCAUUUUAUUCUUCCUCGUUAACAGAAAAAGAACAACAGGAUGUGGACGAGGCAGUAAAAGAAGAAGCGUCUGAACCAUUAGCAGAGCUUUUUCAUGAAUAUUCAGCUCUGGAAAACUUUUGGAAGAGAUACAACAAGGUUUUGCUGGACAAGUUAGCACUGGGCAACGAAAAUCGCACGUUGUUGCAAGAAAAUCAACAGCUUAGAUCAGUUCUGAAACAGUAUUUGGAUGGCAUUUCUGUCAACGAUGAGAUACUCAGCCAAACGAAUCCGCUUUUCAUUGUCAACAACAAAACUAAUGUUAAGGUUACCGUACCAGUCAUGGAUCCACGUGUGCAAAGUAAGCCGCAGCACACUGUUGUUGAAGCCGCUCAUAUUGUAAAGCAUACUAUAUGAUGUGCAAUGUUGGUGUAAUAAUUUUAUGUUUAAAUUUUUAGAGUAGUGUUGAUAAAAUAUUUUUUAAGCGAAAUGUCUUUGAGAUAAAGAGAAAUUUGUCACUUUUGCUCACGAAAGUAAAAGAAAAUUAAUUGUGCAAGAUAUUCUACCUUUCCGUACUUUGAUAAAAAUGCGGAUAUUAAGUUGGUGCCUGCUUAUAAAAAGACGAAUACAUGGAUGAAAAAUUAUUAAGUAAAAUUGUAUUUAUUUUGAUGUACAGAAUGAUUUGAAAUAUAAUAUAUUUUUCUGA
Molecule: messenger RNA, 1861 nt
Organism: Hydractinia symbiolongicarpus
Lineage: Eukaryota; Metazoa; Cnidaria; Hydrozoa; Anthoathecata; Hydractiniidae
Product: dynein regulatory complex subunit 2-like
Exons: 15
Coding region: 73-1572 (499 amino acids)
Biological process (GO): cilium-dependent cell motility; axonemal dynein complex assembly; regulation of cilium movement
Cellular component (GO): axonemal dynein complex; axoneme
Source: RefSeq, a predicted model, not a curated record